UCGGCCCCGUAGGUGCACCUCCCACCUAGGUCCUCCAGCCCCAGCGGGUGUGCUCGCGGGGGAAACAGAGGCAGGGAGCGUGCUUGUGAGUUCGUUCCUUCCUCAGUUCACACCCCCACAGCCCGCAAAGCUGCCCUGCCCUCCUGAGACCCGUAUGGAAUAGCAGGGAAGGACGGGAGGAAGGGAAGGGGCCGAAAGCAAGCAGACUCUGAAGAGUCGGCCGGUUCUGCCACACUCAAGAUGGCGGCGCGGCAGCGGCGAGGUCCCUCAGAGGCGGUACCGGCGCAUGCGCAGCGCGGAGUCCCGGCCCGGGACACAAGAUGGCGGCAGCGGCGCUGGGGAGGGCGAGGCGGAGGCGGCAAAACGGGAGGUCGAGCAGAACGUGUAGCCGCGUCCCCUCCAGUCCGCUCCGGGCAGUUGCUGAUGCGAGGAGGUCCCUGGGCCCCCGUUCACUCCACUGCUGACCCGGCCACCCACCUGUGCUGAGCCUUCCUGCAGGCCUCCCCCUGCCUCUGUUGGACCCUGUGACGUGGGGGUCCACCUGGUUGGAGAAGAAAACCCUCUCAUGCUAGCAUUGCAGACCCCAGAGGGUGAGAAAAAGAGGGACCUAGUCCAGCCUUGAGACCUGUGGGCUCAGCCCCAAGGCAUCGGGAAUCCCUCCUACCCAGAGAAUCAAGCUUUUUCUCCCCUUGCCAAUCAGAGCUUCUGAUCAGCAUGAGAUAAUCAGUGUGACCACAAGGAGUUGAUAAAAUGUCAGCAAGCAAAGAUAACUGAUGGUUAAACAUGGCUUCGUGCUCUUUUUGUGGGUCCGGUGUGGGUGCGGAGAUGGCCAAUGAGAAUCACGGCAGCCCCCGGGAGGAAGCGUCCCUGCUGAGUCACUCCCCGGGCACCUCCAAUCAGAGCCAGCCCUGUUCUCCAAAGCCCAUCCGCCUGGUGCAGGACCUCCCAGAGGAGCUGGUGCACGCGGGCUGGGAGAAGUGCUGGAGCAGGAGGGAGAACCGUCCCUACUACUUCAACCGAUUUACCAACCAGUCCCUAUGGGAGAUGCCUGUGCUGGGCCAACAUGACGUGAUUUCGGACCCUUUGGGGCUGAAUGCGACCCCACUGCCCCAAGACUCCAGUUUGGUGGAAACCCCCCCGGCUGAGAACAAGCCCCGAAAGCGGCAGCUCUCGGAAGAGCAGCCAAGCGGCAAUGGUGUGAAGAAGCCCAAGAUUGAAAUCCCUGUAACACCCACGGGCCCAUCGGUGCCUAGCUCCCCCAGUAUCCCAGGAACCCCAACACUGAAGAUGUGGGGGACAUCCCCUGAAGAUAAACAGCAGGCGGCUCUCCUCCGGCCCACCGAGGUGUACUGGGAUCUGGACAUCCAGACCAACGCGGUCAUCAAGCACCGGGGGCCUUCAGAGGUGCUGCCCCCGCACCCCGAGGUGGAGCUGCUGCGCUCGCAGCUCAUCCUCAAGCUUCGGCAGCACUAUCGGGAGCUGUGCCAGCAGCGAGAGGGCAUCGAGCCCCCUCGAGAAUCCUUCAACCGCUGGAUGCUGGAACGCAAGGUCGUGGACAAAGGCUCUGACCCCCUGUUGCCGAGCAACUGUGAACCGGUCGUGUCGCCCUCCAUGUUUCGCGAAAUCAUGAAUGACAUUCCCAUCAGGUUAUCCCGAAUCAAGUUCCGGGAGGAAGCCAAGCGCCUGCUCUUUAAAUAUGCAGAGGCUGCUAGGCGGCUCAUCGAAUCCAGGAGUGCGUCCCCCGACAGCAGGAAGGUGGUCAAAUGGAACGUGGAGGACACCUUCAGCUGGCUGCGGAAGGACCACUCUGCCUCUAAGGAGGACUACAUGGACCGCCUGGAGCAUCUGCGGAGGCAGUGUGGCCCCCACGUCUCGGCCGCGGCCAAGGACUCUGUGGAGGGCAUCUGCAGUAAGAUCUACCACAUCUCCCUGGAGUAUGUCAAACGGAUCCGAGAGAAGCACCUGGCCAUCCUCAAGGAAAACAACAUCCCAGAGGAGGUGGAGGCCCCAGAAGUGGAGCCCCGCCUGGUGUACUGUUACCCGGUCCGGCUGGCCGUGUCUGCGCCCCCCAUGCCCAGCGUGGAGAUGCAUAUGGAGAAUAACGUGGUCUGCAUCCGGUAUAAGGGGGAGAUGGUCAAGGUCAGCCGCAACUACUUCAGCAAGCUGUGGCUGCUUUACCGCUACAGCUGCAUUGACGACUCUGCCUUUGAGCGGUUCCUGCCCCGAGUCUGGUGUCUUCUCCGACGGUACCAGAUGAUGUUUGGCGUGGGCCUCUACGAGGGGACAGGCCUGCAGGGAUCGCUGCCCGUGCACGUCUUUGAGGCCCUCCACCGGCUCUUCAGUGUCAGCUUUGAGUGCUUCGCCUCGCCCCUCAACUGCUACUUCCGCCAGUACUGCUCUGCCUUCCCAGACACAGAUGGCUACUUCGGCUCCCGCGGGCCCUGCCUGGAUUUUUCCCCGCUGAGUGGUUCCUUUGAGGCCAACCCUCCGUUCUGCGAGGAACUCAUGGAUGCCAUGGUCUCUCACUUUGAGAAACUGCUCGAGAGCUCCCCGGAGCCCCUGUCCUUCAUCGUGUUUAUCCCGGAGUGGCGAGAACCCCCCACACCGGCGCUCACCCGCAUGGAGCAGAGCCGCUUCAAACGCCACCAGCUGGUCCUGCCUGCCUUUGAGCACGAGUACCGCAGUGGCUCCCAGCACGUCUGCAAGAAGGAGGAAAUGCACUACAAGGCCGUCCACAACACGGCCGUGCUCUUCCUACAGAACGACCCUGGCUUUGCCAAGUGGGGGCCGACGCCUGAGCGGCUGCAGGAGCUGAGCACCGCCUACCGGCAGUCAGGCCGCAGCCACGGCUCCAGUUCCUCGUCGUCUUCCUCCGAGAACAAGGACCGGGACUCCGGCCGCGAGCAGGGCCCCAGCCGCGAGCCUCACCCCACUUAACACAUCCUGCGGGGAGGAGGAGCCCCAGGGUGCUGGUACGGACGGCUGGGACUUGGGCCUCUUGGGGCUGAGCAGACCCCAGGACCCUCCCCCUGAGGUGGCAGCAGGACUCAGGCUGCCAGUGACAUAGGAAGAUUAUGGCUCUGCCAGGGCUCCCCCUCCCUGCCCGAUCCCCUGACUCCUCACCUCAAACUCGCUCCAGCUCCCGUGUAAAUAGGCCCCAUCCCUUCCCUUCCUACCCACCCCCCACCCCCUCACCCAUACCAUCUUAUUGCCACCUCGUUUCAUUUGUAAAAGGAAAUACAGAAGCCUCCCUAAGAACGC
Herpailurus yagouaroundi (jaguarundi) is the source of this 3261-nucleotide messenger RNA. RefSeq names its product phosphorylated CTD interacting factor 1 (gene PCIF1). The transcript is spliced from 18 exons. Gene Ontology annotation, cellular component: nucleus. Lineage: Eukaryota; Metazoa; Chordata; Mammalia; Carnivora; Felidae. The coding region runs from base 784 to 2937 and encodes 717 amino acids. The record is from RefSeq and is a predicted model, not a curated record. Gene Ontology annotation, molecular function: mRNA (2'-O-methyladenosine-N6-)-methyltransferase activity; RNA polymerase II C-terminal domain binding.